AUGAGUUACCCACCUCAAGGACCACCACCAUAUUAUGGACAACCCCCUUCUUGGCCCGGACAACCGCCACUCUCUGGAAAAAACCCAGCUCCGUACCCACCAGAACAACCAGCGCCACCGUAUCCGUACUACACUCCAGGCGCGCUUAUGGUACCAGUACCGCUGGUGCCAGUAUCUAUGCCAAUGCCAUCUAUGCCGAUGCCAACUAUGCCAAUGCCAACCAUGCCGAUGCCAUCUAUGUCAUUGCCUUCAAUCUCAACACCUCCUAUGUCCAUGCCAACGCCAAUGUCCAUGCCACCACCUCCUCCAGAAGCAAAACAACCUGCACCGACGUAUAUAACCAAUUACAUUUACCACGGCGAUACCUCCAAACCAGAAAAAGUGGAAAUAGCUGAAGUUGGAGGCGAAUCAAACUGGGUACCAACGACCACUACCACGGCUGGACAUUUAUCAGGCAAAGCUGUCCUCGGAGGACACGAGGGCUGGGAUGGAUCCCCUCUAUGGGUAAUACGAGCUUGGCAUGAUGGGGAUCUGAUUCCAGGAAAGCUUAAUGUCAGACACAAUUCAGCAUCGAUAGUGUACAAUGGAAAAGAGGUGCCAGUACAAAAUGUUGAAGUUCUAUGCUCCCAGCCGGAUAGUUUAAGAUGGGUUCCCGCGUCUAAUGGAUCUGUUCCCCCUGGUGCAAUACAGGGUGGAAAGAGUUGUAAUGGUGAAAUUUUGUAUGUGGGUAGGGCAAGACACCAACUGUCCGUUACACCAGGGAAAGUUCAUCCUAGCCAUCAGUGUUGUUACAUAGGCUUUGGUGGUUCGGAAGUGUCUCAUAAAAUGUAUGAUGUACUCUGUAGAUUAAGCUAA
Leptosia nina is the source of this 855-nucleotide messenger RNA. Lineage: Eukaryota; Metazoa; Arthropoda; Insecta; Lepidoptera; Pieridae. The record is from the annotation of a GenBank genome assembly.